GCAAAAGUUGUGGAAUAGUUUAGUGGUUAUAAUUCUCUUGAGUCCGAAGUAGUUUUUUGUAACGCCGUUCGUAUCAGAUGAUUCGCUAACGUUAGCUAGCUGCCAAUGUAAACGAAACUUAAUUAAGAUAGCAUGGCGGCUAAGUUAACGUUAACAACACGCAAUGUAAACUCGCUUAUUUAGAACAGAUAGCCUAUUGCUAGUUAACUAGCUAGCCAACAAUGGUUAUCCCUAUGCCAACUUUGCUUUUCUGGUGGAAAGACCACCUUGUAAUACAAGCUACAAGCUAACGUUAGUUAGCAACGGUAGCUAGCUAGCUAGUUUAAUUCAUGAGAACACGUUCUGGAAGUGGACUUUAGAACCGUCUUCAGAUAACAGUAUGACACGAUGCCAUGGGAUGCCAUGUUCACAUAGCAGAGUAAAUCCCUGUUCAGGAAUGAUGAGAUUUGGAGGAGUCCUGAAGCUGGCUGUGGUGGUUUUCGUCUUUUUCUUUGCUGUGUUCCUUGUCUUCCAGCUCAUGGAAAUAAACAUUGAUUUUAACUUUGGAAAUAUAUUUGCAAAGAAUCCAAACUUUGGCGAUAACCCCACCAGACCCCCUCGGUACAAAUGCGGCCUGUCCAAACCAUGUCCCGAGGGACACUUUGCCUUUAAGAUGGCCAGUGGUGCUGCCAGUGUGGUGGGACCCAAAAUUUGCCUGGAAGACAACAUAUUGAUGAGCGGAGUGAAGAACAAUGUGGGAAGAGGAAUUAACAUUGCCUUGAUCAAUGGAAAAACUGGGGAACUCAUUAAGACCGAUUUCUUUGACAUGUGGGCGGGAGACGUCAACACUCUGAUAAAGUUUCUGAAGACCAUCGAGGACGGGACCGUUGUGAUGAUGGCCACCUUUGAUGACUCGGCCACCAAACUCAAUGCCGAUGCAAAGAAGAUGAUUGCUGACCUGGGCAGCUCCAGCAUCAGCACUCUGGGCUUCAGAGACAACUGGAUCUUUGUGGGUGGAAAAGGGAUCAAAUCCAAGAGUCCAUUUGAGCAGCACAUAAAGAACAACGCCGAAACCAAUAAGUAUGAGGGCUGGCCAGAGGUGCUGGAGAUGGAGGGCUGCAUCCCCGCCAGACAAGAGUGACCUCUGAAAUAACCACCUGUUUCCCCCUCACCCCUUAACCCGUCCACCCUGAACACUGCUUUCUGUUCGUCUGAACGCUGGGAGGGGAUCAGCGUCCUCUCUGUCAGACUCCCAGGAACGGCCAAUCGGUCUCUCCCGUUUCCACACAUAUUUGCUUUUCUGGAAAGAGGUCGGUGGCAGAAGGCUUGUUUUGAACCCUUUCGUUGUUUUCUCCUGCAGAAGGGUGAAGGAAAUAGAAAUUUUUAAAAGAUGGAAGAAGUGGAAAUGAACACUGUGAAAUUAUUGUCAAAAUGUCUGUUAAAUUUGUUAAUGUGACCAAAAAUACUUGUUAAUUUAACUGAAGAGUCUUAUGAUAUAAUCAGAGUUUUACGGAAAUUAGUAGUUGAUUUUUUUUUUUUUUUGUCAAGGGUAUUUGUUACGUUACAGUUGCUGAGUCUGUUGUAAUCUAGAGGUUUUAAGGUGUGUUUGUGAAGAACCUUUCAGUGCCGUUUUAUCUUUUAACAUUGCUCUGUGUGUUUCUGUGUGUAUGAGAGAGAGGAUCUUCCCAUAUGGUUAUGGAAUCACCUGCAUCGAUUAGAGGGGGUGUGUUCUAACUGUUCAAUGGAACCACAGCAGAGAAUAUUGGGAAAUUGGAGCUUGUCUUUUUGCUCAAAGUUCAUAUCGUGACCUUCUGUUGAACCAAGCGGUUUUCAAAUGCAGGAGCCGCCAAAAAUGAGAGUAUGUGACUGAACGCGUUUAAGAUUUAUCUGGUGUGUUCUGCAUUUCAACAAUAUAACAAUGACAACAAAACCUUUAGUAUAGCAGUUACCAGUUACAGUUCUACAAUGGUGCCACUUGUUUCCAAUAUUGAUUAGGGAGCCAUGGAAUGCAGGGUUCAAAUUUCCACUGACAGGAAACUUUCCCCUCUUGCAGAGGCUGAGAUUUAGCCAAAUAGUGCUGAUUUUGUGAGGCAGACCCUCGCGUUGUGUCAGAUAAUUAUUUUAAAUACUUUAAACCCUCACCCAGCAGGAUCACUGAGUUUUAAAGGAAACUAAAAAAAUGUAUUUCAUCGAUAUUUUUCAUGUCUUUUCAUACAAUUUUGUUUGCAUUGAAAGUUUGGUCCCUGGGCAUUCAGCCUAAACAUAGGGGGUCUGCUGCUUUCCUAACAUUUGUUAGUAAUAAUGUGCUUGGGCAUCUUGCUAAGAAACAAGUAAAAAGCACUAGCGCAGUUAGUUGACUGAAUUUCGUCUUUUGAAUCCUACAGUAACGGUCAGUCCAGUCCGUUCCUACCGUCCAGAUUCCUGCGCAGCUUCCAAUCCUGUUUCGCAGCUGGGGUGGAUCUUUGCUUUGGCUGUCUUGUAUGUCAUGGUCCCAGCUGUGGUAGGGAACUGUAGUUUCCGUGGCAUUACUGCUGUAGUUUUUUUUCAGGCCGGUCAUUGCCGAUGGUUGAACAGUUUGGGGAUUGCACGUGUCGCUGUCCUACAGAGAGUGGCUGGACCCUGUUUGUAGGGCAGGGUUGCCCUGCUAGAAUGGGCAGUGCCACUCAAGAAUGGCUAAUAAUGUCAUUGUUGCACUCUAGAAUGGGUAAUGGGUAAACAGUCAAAAAUGGACGAGUGUGAUUUACUGCAUGAUUCUCAUCUGUUUUUGGCUGUUUGCUCUGUGUACCAACUGUGUCUGAAAGGAAGUAAACUGAAGGAGCGGAGAAUCACUUUAUUCAUGACUUAUCCAGCUCUGCAACUGUGUUUAGUUUUCACUCCCCGAAAAGGGAAAUUUUAUGUGGGGUUCAAUGAGGACGAUGCGAGAAGCCGCUCACGCUUGCACUGGGAUCGAGUGUGAGUGUGAGCCCGUUCAAAUCCCCAGAAAGCACUUCACUAUGUGGAACACCCGCACCCGCACUGCCGGUCUCUCAUACCUACCUUUAAACCUACCUUUUCACAAAGCCACGUAGCUAACACUUCCCACUCUGACAGUGUUCCCGCUCUGUAGCGUAGCUGCCUGCUUGUCAGAGCUUCACAGGAAUGUUGUGACUAGGCUGUUUGCUAGUAUUCUACCUCAGCAUGGGGGAAAAAAAAGAAACAUGGUUGUAAUUUCUGUACUUUCAUUUCUGUGGCUUUAUGUUUAUGAAGUGUUAUGCUGUAUACAGCCCUUGUUCUGUAUUGGAAUCACAGGACUGCCAGACACCAUUUAUCCUGUUUGCUGUUCUUAAAAGCCUUAUUUACAACUCAGACUAGUGAAAACGCCACGUUGCCUUUGGAGGACUACACUCCUCCGUGUUUGGACAUGUUUCAGACUAAACUAUAUAUUGUGAACCAGAGUGGUCUUCCACCCAUUUUAGUUUUUUUGUAUUUGAUCCCUAACGGUGAAGAAACUCAUAUUCCCAAUGUUAACAGGAAAAUGUCUUGCCUCUCUGGACUGUGUUUGAAUGGGAUUUUUUAAAAAAAACUCCCACAAUCACCUGCUGCGUGCCAGGUUGCUGUGCUGGCUUUUUGUAACGUGACCAACAGGCCUGCCUCUGUGCAUUGUGGGCCGUGUGUCACGCUCCAGUGCUUUUAGAGCCCGCUGUCACGUCUAUAUUGCUCUGCCACGGAAUUGUGUUGUCUAUCCGUUAGACUGCCAAACUGAAGAAGUGUGGUGUAUUUGCUGGAAUUAAAGUGUUCUGGUUAUUUAUAAAUGUUUUUUUGUGCAUGAGGAAUUGUGUUGGUAAAACUGGUCUUGACAUUUAAAUCAAGCCCCUUGUGUUUUUAUUUUUUAACAUACUUUUUGUAUUGUGUGGGUGGUGAUGGUUUUCAAAUGUUUAUGUUUGUGUGUGGAUGCACUCAUACUUGCUUGUGUGUGCUGGAUGGGAUUUUUUCUUCAGUUUAAAGUAAUGCCCUCCCCUAGACAGAAACUGGAAUAUAAAUGGCAUUUUUGUGUAGAAACAGAACAGCUGUGCAAAAUUCAGUUUUUAAUCAAUAGUAAUGCAUUAGGGGCAGGUCCCUGUUGUCCUUAAAUGCAGUUAAGGUAAUUAAUCAAAAACAAACCUUUAAUGAAGUGUUGAAUUCAGUCUUUUACUGGGCUAACAGUUAAUAUAUAUAUAUUUUUUUGGUUGUUCUAGUCAUCUGUUGUAUCUUAGACUUAUCAUUUCACAUUUGUCUGUUAUAUUGUGGCUACACUGUGAACAGUGGAGCUCUUCAAGCCGUUGUAGAGCUUGUCAGUCUGCCGGACGUUCAAGGAUGAAAUAAAGGAAGUUCUAACCCA
This is a messenger RNA of Anguilla rostrata (American eel), 4336 nucleotides long. RefSeq names its product FAM3 metabolism regulating signaling molecule C (gene fam3c). Bases 380 to 1120 code for a protein of 246 amino acids. The transcript is spliced from 10 exons. The record is from RefSeq and is a predicted model, not a curated record. Lineage: Eukaryota; Metazoa; Chordata; Actinopteri; Anguilliformes; Anguillidae.